AUGUUUUCAACACAAAAUCCGAAGGAGAUCUUAAAAGGAGAAAAACCAAAAAUGAAAUGGAUUGGUCCAUAUAGCUACACAAUUAAACGAUGGAAAGAAAUUCAUUCUAUGGGCAAAGGUGUAGUCACUUACAAAGAGUACCACAGUUACAACUUUAUGCAGAACGAUUCAUGUGGAAAAUGUGACCCAAACCAAAAAAUUCUCAUACCUAACAUUAUUUUUCAGAAAAUACUGGAAACAACUAAUGUGGGUGGAAAACCGAAAACAGGAACUAUGGAGCCAUUCGUUGAACCGACUGUUGGUGAAGCGCUUUUCAGUGGAUACAGCGAUGAAUUUUUAAAUUCGCUGUGUGGUAGUCCAUUGUCAUUUUUUUGCGCAACCUUCGAUUUGCCCGAAAAGAUCGCUUUUAUAGAAAACAACACCAAUAAUGGCAUAUUUGAAAUUUCUACUGGUGAGUUAGAUAAUGGCGAAAGUAUCGGUCAAAUUUUGAAAUGGAAUAACAAUACGCAUUUGUCCUUGUGGAAUGUGGAUAAUUUGGAAAAGAAAAUUGAGGGAUCAGAUGGUGGUUUGUAUAAACCUUUCAUACAGAAGUCGGAUGUAUUGAAAAUUUUUGCGCCAGGACUUUGCAGGUCAUUUCCUCUUGAAUUUUCUGAAGAAAUCGAUUACAAAGGUCUACUCGGUUAUCGGUACGUCGUUUCGCAAUCAGUUUUUGACGAUAACUCGCCAGAAAACAAAAAAUAUUGUGUUUUCUCAGGAAAGAAAUUUUUUAGCGAGAAUGAAACCUGUUUACCAAAAGGUUUACUGGAUAUCAGUUAUUGUGAGAAGGGAAGUCCACCCAUUGUUAUUUCUUUGCCAAAUUUUCAUUUUGCCGACAAUAUUGUCAAACAAUCCGUAAUCGGAAUGAAUGACUCUUCAACAGAUCACGAUGCGAUUUUCAUUGACAUUGAACCUCGAACUGGUGUACUUUUAAGAGCCUUUCGACGUUCUCAAAUAAAUAUUGCCUUUUGGAAAGGUUGGGACGGCCGAGAAGAUGCCAGGUUAAUGAAUGUACGAAACAGUAUUAUACCUAUAUUUGCCCAAUUUGAAACUGUCGAAAUUGACAACGAAACAUUCAAAAGUUUGUUCAAUCGUUUGAUUCGCUCUGAAGAAAUUGCAUCUUUAUUGUCAAAAAUAGCGAUCAUUUUGGGAAUAUUUAUUGUGAUGGCAACUGCUUUACUACUUUUUAUUUUUCCGAAUCGAUUAAAUUUAUGCAUGGAAAACCGUAGUCGGAUCUCGGUAGCCACUACACCUUACAAACAUGAUAAAGCGCUGUCAAUGAGUCAUAUUUCAUGA
This is a messenger RNA of Dracunculus medinensis (Guinea worm), 1332 nucleotides long. Lineage: Eukaryota; Metazoa; Nematoda; Chromadorea; Rhabditida; Dracunculidae. The record is from the annotation of a GenBank genome assembly.